UGACAAGCAAUAACCGUGGAGCGCCCGGCUGCACGGAGUCGCCAGGAGCUAGGGGCUCCCCAAGACGCAGGAGACUGAGUCCAGAGUCCUCACUGACCUCACCAUGCCAGUUGCUGCCACGAACUCCGAGUCUGCCAUGCAGCAAGUCUUGGACAACCUGGGAUCUCUCCCCAAUGCCACUGGAGCUGCGGAACUGGACCUGAUCUUCCUUCGAGGCAUUAUGGAAAGUCCCAUAGUCAGAUCCCUGGCCAAGGCCCACGAGCGGCUGGAGGAGACGAAGUUGGAGGCCGUUCGGGAUAACAACCUGGAGCUGGUGCAGGAGAUCCUUCGGGACCUGGCGCAGCUGGCGGAGCAGAGCAGCACCGCUGCGGAACUGGCACGCAUCCUCCAGGAGCCUCACUUCCAGUCCCUCUUGGAGACACAUGACUCAGUGGCCUCAAAGACCUAUGAGACCCCACCCCCCAGCCCAGGUCUAGAUCCCACGUUCAGCAAUCAGCCCGUACCUCCUGAUGCGGUGCGCAUGGUGGGCAUCCGCAAGACCGCUGGAGAACAUCUGGGUGUGACGUUCCGAGUGGAGGGCGGCGAGCUGGUGAUUGCUCGUAUUCUGCACGGGGGCAUGGUGGCUCAGCAAGGCCUGCUGCACGUUGGUGACAUCAUCAAGGAAGUGAACGGGCAGCCAGUGGGCAGCGAUCCCCGGGCGCUGCAGGAGCUCCUGCGCAACGCCAGUGGCAGUGUCAUCCUCAAGAUCCUGCCCAGCUACCAGGAGCCCCACCUGCCCCGACAGGUAUUUGUUAAAUGCCACUUCGAUUAUGACCCUGCCCGCGACAGUCUCAUCCCCUGCAAGGAAGCAGGCCUGCGCUUCAACGCUGGGGACUUGCUCCAGAUUGUAAACCAGGAUGAUGCCAAUUGGUGGCAGGCAUGCCACGUAGAAGGGGGCAGUGCUGGGCUCAUCCCCAGCCAGUUGUUGGAGGAGAAGCGGAAAGCGUUUGUCAAACGGGACCUGGAACUGACCCCGACCUCAGGGACCCUGUGUGGCAGCCUUUCGGGAAAGAAGAAGAAGCGCAUGAUGUAUUUGACAACCAAGAAUGCAGAGUUUGACCGCCACGAGCUGCUCAUUUACGAGGAGGUGGCCCGCAUGCCCCCAUUCCGCCGGAAAACCCUGGUGCUGAUUGGCGCUCAGGGUGUGGGCCGACGCAGCCUGAAAAACAAACUCAUUCUGUGGGAUCCAGACCGCUAUGGCACCACAGUGCCCUACACAUCCCGGAGGCCCAAGGACUCAGAAAGGGAAGGGCAGGGCUACAGCUUUGUGUCUCGCGGGGAGAUGGAGGCCGACAUCCGUGCUGGGCGCUACCUGGAACAUGGGGAGUAUGAGGGCAACCUGUACGGCACGCGUAUCGACUCCAUCCGUGGCGUGGUUGCCUCUGGCAAGGUGUGCGUGCUGGACGUCAACCCCCAGGCGGUGAAGGUCCUGAGGACAGCUGAGUUUGUACCUUAUGUGGUAUUCAUUGAGGCCCCUGACUUUGAGACCCUUCGAGCCAUGAACCGGGCUGCGCUGGAGAGCGGCGUGUCCACGAAACAGCUGACGGAGGCAGAUCUGAGGCGGACAGUGGAGGAGAGCAGCCGCAUCCAGAGGGGAUACGGGCACUACUUCGACCUCAGCCUGGUCAACAGCAACCUGGAGAGGACCUUUCGUGAGCUCCAGGCUGCCAUGGAGAAGCUUCGAACAGAGCCCCAGUGGGUGCCCGUCAGCUGGGUGUACUGAGCUCUGCUCUGGACCUUGUUCCCUGCCUGGUUGGGAAUCCAUCCUUCAGCCCACUUGUGACACCCUCCUACCCCAAUAACGAUCUCCACCCCCCCCCCACCCCAUCUCUGGUUUUCCCUGGAUCACAGUUCCCAGCAGGCUUCAGUCCAGAGGUGUGCACUGCCAGGGAGGUGGUGUUCAUAGGGUACCUCUGUACCCAGGUGCUGCCCACUCCCGAUGUCCACUGGCCACCAGACAUCCCUCUCUAAGGAUCAUGCUGUGUCCAGGAGCAUCUCAGAGUCCCUCCUGUGAUGCUCAGACCAGGGAAGAGCAGAACUGCGUUGACCUUGUGGUCAGUAGGUCUAGGACCCUACCAGCCUUUUCUCCUUGGGGCUGGCCACACCCACCCUG
Arvicola amphibius (Eurasian water vole) is the source of this 2152-nucleotide messenger RNA. RefSeq names its product membrane palmitoylated protein 2 (gene Mpp2). The record is from RefSeq and is a predicted model, not a curated record. Bases 104 to 1762 code for a protein of 552 amino acids. Lineage: Eukaryota; Metazoa; Chordata; Mammalia; Rodentia; Cricetidae. Gene Ontology annotation, molecular function: protein binding. The transcript is spliced from 13 exons. Gene Ontology annotation, cellular component: plasma membrane; cell-cell junction.